Andrographis paniculata is the source of this 1525-nucleotide messenger RNA. RefSeq lists its product as uncharacterized. The record is from RefSeq and is a predicted model, not a curated record. Bases 327 to 1289 code for a protein of 320 amino acids. NCBI's taxonomy places the organism in Eukaryota, Viridiplantae, Streptophyta, Magnoliopsida, Lamiales, Acanthaceae. The transcript is spliced from 2 exons.
UUUUCAUUUUUGUAAUUCAUUCUUUUCUUCUUUCAUUACCAGUAUCAUCAUCAUGCAAUAAUCCAACAUUCUCAGAGGUUUUUGCACUGUUCGAUCGGGGAAAACUAAAAUUAGGUUUAAUGGAAUUGAUCCGAGUUUGAAAAUUGGGCGAAUGUUAGGGGCGAGUUUGUUGGGCUACCUUUCGUUAAUGGAGAUUUGAUUUCAUUUGAUUUCUCUCUCUCUCUUACAACCAAGUAUAAUUAAAGCUUGCUUCACUACACUCCAUUGAUUGUUUCUUUCUCACAGAUCACGACCAGAUCGAUGAUUCUGUAAUAAACACCUUUUCCAUGGAGACCUUCUAUUCGAGCAACGGGGAUAAAAAAAACCGGACCGGUCCGCCGGUGAUCCGGCGGCCUGAAUUCGCCGGAAACCGGUUCGCCGCCCUCUCUUGGUUGGACGUGCGUGUGUUCUAUGUCCGGAUCACAAAUUUCACGGCCGACGAUUCGUCGCCGGAAUCCCUCACGCUCCGUCACUUUCCGGCGUCGCCGGAAACUGUUGUGGAAGUGAACGGCGCUCGAUGCGCCAUGGAUUCCGACGCCAUGUCGUGCACCCUGCGUAAGGACAGAGUGGAUAAGGAAUCCGAGGAGGCGACAUUCAUCACUACCGACAGCAUUCGAGUGUCCGGCGGCGUCCGGUUCCACGUGUUCGACCGGGAGGAUCUCGUGAUCUCCGGGGCGUUGGAAAUGUCCGAUGACAAUGGCUUUUCCGUCGAGUCGACGACAAAGAGUAAUGCCGCCAAGAAGUGGGUGAUGAAGUGCGAGUCGGCGACCGGGCUUUUGAAAGGGAAGCGGAUUACGCGGGUCGAGCCGGUUUCGCCUACGAUCGAAGUUUACGUCGCCGGAAGCUUCUCCGGGACUCCGCUUAUAUUAACCAAGACUUUGGUGAUUAGUCCUCGAAAGAAACAUCGAAAGGUUGCGCUGCGGCCGAUUCCGGAGUAUGACCACGACGAUAGUGACAAUAACGAGGCUGGUCCUGAAUCGUUGGAAGAUAACAAAAUCAGCCUCGAUUUCCAGGUAGCAGAAUACAAGAAUUAUAGAUCAGACAGCGAGGAGGAAUACGACGGUCUGUACUGGACACAGUCGGCGCAGUACAUGGAAGGCGAAGACGGCGAGCUGUCAUGGUUCAAUGCCGGAGUCCGGGUGGGCGUCGGGAUAGGCCUUGGCGUUUGUCUCGGUAUCGGAAUCGGAGUCGGGCUACUCGUUCGCACAUACCAUACCACGGCGCGAACCUUCAAAAGGCGCCUCUUGUAGCCGCGAUCAGGCCAAAAACCGUAGCAUUUUGGUAAUAAACAGUCUCGGGAGGUUAUUAUCUCGUCGCGCAUUUUGGUAAUAAUGGCUGCGGAGACGAAACUAAGAUGGCGCGCAAGAAUUCGACCUUUGCUAGAAGCAUGUUUUUAUUUCAAAAGAUGUAAUAGUAUAUACGAGCGACUGAACAUCGACAAAGAUGCCUAAAGGAACGCGGUAAAGAUAAGAUAAAUUCUCCGGCA